AUGACCUGGGAAAACUUGGACCCAUAUGCCACGCUCGAGGUAGAGCAUCUGGCCCUGCCUAUAGAGAUUAAGAGAGCAUACAAACGUCUCAGUUUGCGGUGGCAUCCCGACAAAAAUAAAGAUGCUCCCAAGGACGCUUUUGCCAAAGUCCAAUUUGCUUACAAAGUCUUGAGUGAUUCGAAAAGACGCAGGCUCUAUGAUGAGCUAGGUCGGUUAGACGAAGGAACUAAUGAUGACUUCGAUUGGCUUAGCUUCUUCCAAGGGGUUGCUACCAAGAUUUCUGUGGAAUCGAUUGAAGAAGACAGACGUCUUUAUGUUGGUAGUGAAGAAGAGGCACGAGACAUCAUUGACAAUUUCGUUUACUACGAAGGUGAUUUUCUUCGGCUAUUCGAGGUGAUUCCCCAUCUUGAGUUCACCGAAGAACUGGAAGAACGCGUGUUUAACAUUGUCGAAGCAGAGAUUGCCAAAUUAGGACUUUCGAAGGAGAUACUUAAUCAAUGGGAGAAAUAUCGCAAAAGUCGCAAAACCAAAGUCAAGAGAAUGUUGAAGAAACUAGCAAAGGAAGCUAAGGAGGCGGAGACGCUCAAGAAACAAAUUGAAGGGAAAGCAGAUCUCAAGCUGUUGAUACAACUGCGCAAUAAAGCCAGGGCUGAAGAUUUUAUUGCUCACAUGGAAGCCAAAUAUGGUGGGGGUAGAGGUAAGAAACGAACAGAACCUGCUGAUGAUGAAUUCGAGCGCACGCAACGCCGCUUAAAGGCCAAAAAGGAGACAGCAUAA
Molecule: messenger RNA, 777 nt
Organism: Diutina rugosa
Lineage: Eukaryota; Fungi; Ascomycota; Pichiomycetes; Serinales; Debaryomycetaceae
Exons: 1
Coding region: 1-777 (258 amino acids)
Cellular component (GO): nucleus; cytoplasm
Molecular function (GO): heat shock protein binding
Source: RefSeq, a predicted model, not a curated record